AUGGCCCGCACCAAGCAAACCGCCCGCAAAUCUACUGGAGGCAAAGCGCCCCGUAAGCAACUAGCUGCGAAGUCAGCCCGCAAGACCGCCACCGCUAAUGCCACUGGUGGUGUCAAGAAGCCCCAUCGCUUCAGACCAGGAACAGUAGCCCUUCGUGAAAUCAGGCGGUACCAGAAGUCCACUGAGCUCCUCAUCCGCAAGCUGCCCUUCCAGCGCCUCGUCCGUGAAAUUGCUCAGGAUUUCAAGACUGAUCUUCGUUUCCAAUCAUCCGCCGUCAUGGCCCUCCAAGAAGCUGCCGAGGCGUAUCUUGUGUCGCUGUUUGAAGACACCAACCUUGCCGCCAUCCACGCUAAGCGUGUAACCAUUCAACCCAAGGAUCUUGCUUUGGCCCGACGCCUUAGAGGCGAGAGGUCUUGA
Molecule: messenger RNA, 417 nt
Organism: Pleurotus ostreatus (oyster mushroom)
Lineage: Eukaryota; Fungi; Basidiomycota; Agaricomycetes; Agaricales; Pleurotaceae
Product: histone H3.1
Exons: 4
Coding region: 1-417 (138 amino acids)
Cellular component (GO): nucleosome
Molecular function (GO): structural constituent of chromatin; protein heterodimerization activity; DNA binding
Source: RefSeq, a predicted model, not a curated record